AUGGUGGCACAAUGGGAUGUGGAGGUGGAACAAAUGGAUGUGAAUACAACCUUCCUUCAUGGAGGCUUAGAGGAAGACAUCUAUAUGAGUCAACCUCAAGGUUUCAUUGAAGCAAGUAAAGGAAAUCUGGUUUGUAGGUUGAAGAAGUCAUUAUAUGGGCUUAAGCAAUCUCCAAGACAGUGGUACAAACGCUUUGACACCUAUAUGUUGCGGAUUAGGUAUAGAAGAUGUGAAUCGGAUUGUUUCCUGUGCUCUCGUGUGUUCAAGGAUAGGAAGAUCAUCAUGUUGAUACUUUAUGUAGAUGAUGUGGAGAGACCUUCGGACGAAUUCCCUCGACUAGGUCCUGAUGCUUUGAUUGCUAUAGAGGGUAGCUAUUCCAUUUCCUUUAUGGUUUGCUCAGUCCCUAGUAGCGAGAUCCAUUUGUUUUACUCCCUUUAUAUUUGCUUGAUUCACAAGGAAGAAUUGUGUUUGCUUGCUUUUCUUCAACCCUUGAGCCGAGCAUUUCAUCGCCAUUACCUAAUCGCAGUUGAUCUGGCCGACACUGCCCCCAAGGAUUGGGUAGCGGAUUUUCUGAUGUAUGGCGGAGGUGAUGGCGUUGAUCUUGCUGAUCCAUGGUCUGCACAAAAUGCCGUUGUAGGGUGA
Messenger RNA from Prunus mume (Japanese apricot), 642 nucleotides. Lineage: Eukaryota; Viridiplantae; Streptophyta; Magnoliopsida; Rosales; Rosaceae. The record is from RefSeq and is a predicted model, not a curated record.